Messenger RNA from Cebus imitator (Panamanian white-faced capuchin), 2235 nucleotides. RefSeq names its product tryptophanyl-tRNA synthetase 1 (gene WARS1). Lineage: Eukaryota; Metazoa; Chordata; Mammalia; Primates; Cebidae. The transcript has 11 exons. Gene Ontology annotation, molecular function: ATP binding; tryptophan-tRNA ligase activity. The record is from RefSeq and is a predicted model, not a curated record. Gene Ontology annotation, biological process: tryptophanyl-tRNA aminoacylation. The coding region runs from base 423 to 1850 and encodes 475 amino acids. Gene Ontology annotation, cellular component: cytoplasm.
AAGGCCAGCGUGGGGUGAGGGGUGGCUGAUGCAAUGACCAGCUAAUCGCUGGGUUCUCAAGAGGGUUUCAUUGGUCUCAACCUGGCUCCCCCCAGCCAACCCACCCCCAUUGGACAGUCUCAAUAGGAAGGUUGGUCAAGAGCUCAAGUGUUUCUGAGAAUCUGGGUGAUUUAUAAGAAGCCCUUCGCUAAUGCAGGGUGGGGAGUCGUAAACAAAAGAAAGAGGAGGCUCUUUUCUCAGAAAGGAAAGUGAAAGAAAGAGGGGAAGAAUAUUAAAGACCACUUCUAGCCAGAAGAGCAGGGCAUUCUCAGCUGCUCAACUGCCCAGCGUGACCAGUGGCCACCUCUCCAGUGCCUUCCACAAUCUGGUCUUGACUCCUCUGCUGAACAAAGCCUCUGACCCCUGGCCAGCCAUUCUGAGAGAUGGCUAACAUGUCCAACAGUGAGGUCUGUGCCUCUCCACUGGAGCUGUUCAACAGCAUCACCACUCAAGGGGAGCACGUGAGGGCCCUGAAAGCCGGAAAUGCAUCAAAGGAUGAAAUUGAUUCUGCAGUAAAGAUGUUGCUGUCAUUAAAAAUGAGCUACAAAGCUGCCAUGGGGGAGGAUUACAAGGCUGACUGUCCUCCAGAGAACCCAGCACCUAGCAAUAAUCAUGACCUAGACGCCACAGAAGCUGAAGAGGAUUUUGUGGACCCAUGGACAGUACAGACGAGCAGUGCAAAAGGCAUAGACUAUGAUAAGCUCAUUGUUCGGUUCGGAAGCAGUAAAAUUGACAAAGAGCUAAUAAACCGAAUAGAGAGAGCCACCGGCCAAAGACCACACCACUUCUUGCGCAGAGGCAUCUUCUUCUCACACAGAGAUAUGAAUCAGGUUCUUGAUGCCUAUGAAAAUAAGAAGCCAUUUUAUCUGUACACGGGCAGGGGCCCCUCUUCUGAAGCAAUGCAUGUGGGUCACCUCAUUCCAUUUAUUUUCACAAAGUGGCUCCAGGAUGUGUUUAACGUGCCCUUGGUCAUCCAGAUGACGGAUGACGAGAAGUAUCUGUGGAAGGACCUGACUCUGGACCAGGCCUACGGCUAUGCUGUGGAGAAUGCCAAGGACAUCAUUGCCUGUGGCUUUGACAUCAACAAGACUUUCAUUUUCUCUGACCUGGACUACAUGGGGAUGAGCCCAGGUUUCUACAAAAAUGUGGUGAAGAUUCAGAAGCAUGUUACCUUCAACCAAGUGAAAGGCAUUUUCGGCUUCACUGACAGUGACUCCAUUGGGAAGAUCAGUUUUCCUGCCAUCCAGGCCGCUCCCUCCUUCAGCAACUCAUUCCCACAGAUCUUCGGAGACAGGACAGAUAUCCAGUGCCUUAUCCCAUGUGCCAUUGACCAGGAUCCUUACUUUAGAAUGACAAGGGACGUCGCCCCCAAGAUCGGCUAUCCUAAACCAGCCCUGCUGCACUCGACCUUCUUCCCCGCCCUGCAGGGCGCCCAGACCAAAAUGAGUGCCAGCGACCCCAACUCCUCCAUCUUCCUCACCGACACAGCCAAGCAGAUCAAAACCAAGGUCAAUAAGCAUGCAUUUUCUGGAGGGAGAGACACCAUCGAGGAGCACAGGCAGUUUGGAGGCAACUGUGAUGUGGACGUGUCUUUUAUGUACCUGACCUUCUUCCUCGAGGAUGACGACAGGCUCGAACAGAUCAGGAAGGAUUACACCAGCGGAGCCAUGCUCACCGGUGAGCUUAAGAAGACGCUCAUAGAGGUUCUCCAGCCUUUGAUCGCAGAGCACCAGGCCCGGCGCAAGGAGGUCACAGACGAGAUCGUGAAAGAGUUCAUGACUCCCCGGAAGCUGUCCUUCGACUUUCAGUAGCACUCGUUUUACAUAUGCUUAUGCAGAGAAGUGAUUUCUCAAUAAUCCCAGCCCAGUCAAAGCACCGCCACCCCUAGGCUUCUGUCUCAUGGUAAUUACUGGGCCUGGUCUCUGUAAGCCUGUAUGUUAUCAAUACUGUUUCUUCCUGUGAGUUCCAUUAUUUCUGUCUUGUAUGGGCAAAGCAUUGUGGGUAAUUGGUGCAGGCUAACAUUGCAGGGUCAGAUAGAGAAGUCCAGCUGUGAGUCUCUCCCCAGAGCAGCCCCAAGGAGGGGAGCCUUCGACUGGAAGUCCAUGGGUCACCCUGUUCCAGUCUGUAGGGGACUCCGAGUCUUCCAAGUAUACUCUUAAAACCCACUCUAUUUAAAAAUAUACAUUCUGUGUAUGC